Oryza sativa Japonica Group (Japanese rice) is the source of this 3208-nucleotide messenger RNA. RefSeq lists its product as uncharacterized. The record is from RefSeq and is a predicted model, not a curated record. NCBI's taxonomy places the organism in Eukaryota, Viridiplantae, Streptophyta, Magnoliopsida, Poales, Poaceae. Gene Ontology annotation, molecular function: DNA binding; protein dimerization activity.
UUAUGUAAAUUGAAUUAUCUCGUCGUAGAAAAAUUCUGUAAAAAUUUUGUUAGGUCUUCUCCUCCUCCGCCGUCUCGUGCGCCGAUGCAAGCGGCAACCGGCGAAAUCCCCGCGGCAACCGCCGGAUUCCAUGGAAAUCUCGCCGGCGUCCGCCGGUAGCCGCCGCGGUCACCCACCCUAGUCCUCCCCCACAGCUCGCUCGCGCCGCUGUGAAUCAGUGAAUGACUUCCGGUUUCUCGCCCGACUCCGCCCAGUCUCCUCCCGGUUUUCCCCUCUCUGAGCUCGCCGAGCAGAUCUGCCGGCUGGAGAGCGGCGAGCACAAGGAGGAGGAAGCCGCCGACGCCGACGCCGACGCGGUCGGCCUCUACCAUCUGAUGGUCGACGAGAGAACUGAGGCAGUUGGUGGUUCAGACACCAUAAUGGCAUCACCUCCAGCUUCUGCCUCAAGGCCACUGGAUCCUGCAUGGGUUCAUGCAAAAGUAAUUGGCAAUUCAAAGAAUGCCUUAGCAUGUCUUCAUUGUGGGAAGAAGAUUGGUGGCGGUGGCAUCACCCGCUUUAAGUACCAUCUUGCUGGAAUUACCGGCCAAGUUCAAGCCUGCAAGAAGGUGCCCAAUGAUGUCAGGCGUCAGAUGAAGCAACUUGUCAAUGAGCAUAGGUCACGGCAUGACACUCGAGAUGGCCACUAUUCAGGCUUUGAAGAGGAUUCUUCUGAUGCUGUUUUGUCGAAUGGAAGCUCAGGGGUUCAACUUAGGCCGUCUAGGAAGCGAAGAACAGGGUGUGUUUCUCCGCAAGCUGCUGCAGGCUUUGAAAGAACAGGAUACGUCUCUCCACAAGCUGCUGCAGGUUUUGAAAGAAUAGGAUACAUCUCUCCACUAGCUGCUGCAGGUUGCGAAAGAACAGCAUACGUUUCUCCACAAGCUGCUGCAGGUUUUGAACCAAGCAAUGAUGCAUUGUUGGUAUCACGAGACUUGGUUCAACAUAGCAUGGAUGGUGUGGAAGUUCCAAAUGAUCUGUUACACAAUGCUAGAGUUGCUAUGGCAAGAUGGUGGUAUGAUGCAAAUAUACCCUUUAGUGCAGCAAAAUCUCCUUUCUAUCAGCCAAUGUUAGACGCCAUAGCAUCCGCUGGAGCAGGUCUCAAGGGACCGUUGUAUCAUGACCUACGCGGGCCAUUGUUGAAACAUCUUACUGAUGACAUUCGCGAAUAUCUUCAUGAUAUGAAGAAAGAAUGGAAUGCAUGCGGUUGCUCACUUAUUGCUGAUAGGAAGAAGAAUCAUGGAGAGAGUUCAAUAAUAAAUUUUUUUGUAUACUGCCGACGAGGUACUAUGUUUUUGAAAUCUGUCGAUACUUCAGCAGAGAAAGCAAAUUUGCUUGAGAUCUUUGAUCAGGUUGUUAGAGAAGUUGGGCCGGAAAACAUUGUUCAGUUUAUCACUGAUUUAGAUCCGAGAUAUAAGACUACUGUUAAGGUUCUGGAAGAAAGGUAUAAAACUUUUGUUUGGUCUCCAUGUGCAGCACGUUGCAUUGACUUGAUGUUGGAGAAUCUCGCAGAUCCUAGAUAUUUUCCUAUGAUUGAUGAAACUCUAAAUAAGGCAAAGAAGAUAACCCAGUUCAUAUAUAAUCAUGCAUGGGUUUUGUCAUUGAUGAGGAAAGAAUUCACAGGUGGUAGAGAUCUGUGCCGUCCAGCCAUCUCAAGAUUUGCCACACAUUUCCUUAGUCUCCAAUGUAUUCUUAAAUUUGAGAAAGAGCUCUGCCAAAUGGUUACUAGUAACAAAUGGGUAAAAUCAACUUAUGCUAAGGGUGGUGUCGGCAAAGAGGUUGCAGCUAUGAUUUUGAAUGCCCACUUUUGGGCCCAGUGUAAGCAUGUAGUCAAGGUCACUGAGCCACUGUUGUGUGUGCUUCGACUGGUGGAUAGUAAUGAAAAACCUUCAAUGGGUUACUUGUACGAAGCAAUGGAAAAGGCAAAGGAAUUGAUCAGGGCACGGAUGAUGCAUAAGGUGUCUCUUUAUGGGCCGUAUGUUAGAGUAAUUGAUGCUAGGAUGGAGAAACAACUUAACAGUCCAUUGCAGGCAGCAGGGUUGUUUUUCAAUCCCGGAAUAUUCUUUAGUCCCACUUUCAAGAUGCAAAGCUAUGCACAUAGAGGACUUGUUAAGACAAUUUCUUGUCUGGUCCCUGAUGAUGAUAUUCAAGAUAAGAUAUUUCUCCAACUUGAGGAGUAUAAGAAAGGAACUGGUGACUUUGGCCUACCAAUUGCAAUUCGUCAACGUGAAAAACUUGAUCCAGUUGCAUGGUGGGAUAACUUUGGCAAUGGAACUCUCAAGCUCCAAGGUCUUGCAAAGCGAGUCCUUGGCCAAUGCUGCAGCGCAACAGGCUGCGAAAGGAAUUGGGACAUUUUCCAUCAUAUCCACUCAAGAAAGAUUAGCAGGCUUGAACGCUCAAGGCUAAGUGAUGUUGUCUUCCUUCAAUACAACCAGAAGCUUCGGGAACGGAACCUUCACAAACACAGAGAUGCCAUCGACCCAAUCAGCAUUGACAAUAUUGAUGUUUUAGAUGAAUGGGUCAGUGAAGAGCCUAGCCUUCUUUGCAGAGAUGACCUGAACUGGGAGAGAAUAGACGCACCAUUUGCCGAGCCGACUUCUGAAGACGAAGAAUUUGUCGCUAUUGAUGACGAGGAGGCUCCAACAGCGUCACUGUCCUGGCCGGCAGCAGCAGCAGAAGACUCAUAUUGCCCACCACCUGAUCAAGAUCCCUAUCAGUAUGUCACCCAGGAGGAUGGAAUUCUACCUUUCUGAAACCGGGAACUUCUGCUCUGUAGCGAACUGAAAACUGUCAUUAGGACACACAUCUAGCUAAUGUCUUGGAAAACUUCCUGGGCAUGGAUUUGUAUCGGUUUAACUGAAUCUGUCCAGUUAGGAAAUGAGAAGUUUCAAUCUACUGCUGAAAUCAUUUACAGUCUGAGGCAUGUGCAAAGCUUAUUUUCCAUCCCCCCCCCCCCACCCCCCAAUCCCCUCCUGUUGGUUUUGGAUGCUUCAGAGUUCAGACUUAAGCUGUGAUGCCAAAACCUGGAAGGCUGGAAUUUCUGUUCCAUAGUGAACUGAGCUGUCAUUGGGACACAUAUAUUAGGUUCUGAAACUUUCCCUGUGCAUGAAUUGGUGGCAUUUUAACUGAAUUCUAGACAGUUCGGAAAUUAGUAGUAUAAUCUGUUCUAAAAUAA